Molecule: messenger RNA, 750 nt
Organism: Acanthocheilonema viteae
Lineage: Eukaryota; Metazoa; Nematoda; Chromadorea; Rhabditida; Onchocercidae
Source: the annotation of a GenBank genome assembly
AUGCUUCCUGCUAGAAAAGUUUCCAGUUUAACUGGACUUGAUCCGAUUAGCCCAUUGUCGACAAAUGUUUGCCGAAUUUUGGGUCAAAAUCCAGGACCAUUUACGCUUCAAGGAACUAAUACGUAUUUGGUCGGAGCCACUGAAGAGAAAAUUCUAAUUGAUUGUGGUGACAGUGGAGUAAAGCAGUACAUUGAUUAUUUGAGGAAAGCAUUGGGUAAUAAUAGAAUAAAAUCAAUUAUUUGUACACAUUGGCAUAAUGAUCAUGUUGGCGGUAUACCGGAUAUUUUCAAACAUGUAACGAACGGACCAGUACCAGUUCACAAACUUGAAAGAACAGAUUCGCCAGAGGCUAGACAGUCGGCUAUAAAUGUAGCAUUUUGUAAAAUUGUUUUAUGUAUUGCAACACCUGGGCAUACAUGCGAUCAUAUCUCACUUUACUUUGAAGAAGAAAAUAGUCUCUUCAGCGGUGAUUGCAUACUUGGUGAGAGUAGUUCGGUAUUUGAGGAUCUGUAUGAUUAUAUGCAUUCGUUGGAAAAACUAUCGAAACUUAGCAUUACUAGGAUAUAUCCAGGGCAUGGACCAAUUAUCGAGAAAGGUUUGGAGAAAAUUCAUGAAUAUAUAACACAUCGGAAGAAGCGAGAAGACGAAAUAUUAAAAAUAUUGGAAAAUAAGGCACCGGCAUCUAGCAUGCAGAUUACCAAUUUAAUUUAUAAAAUAAGUUUUCUCAGUGCUUCUUUUGAUAAAUCCUGA